This is a messenger RNA of Bicyclus anynana (squinting bush brown), 1607 nucleotides long. It is a transcript of the gene SkpA, whose product is annotated as S-phase kinase-associated protein 1. Bases 212 to 700 code for a protein of 162 amino acids. The record is from RefSeq and is a predicted model, not a curated record. NCBI's taxonomy places the organism in Eukaryota, Metazoa, Arthropoda, Insecta, Lepidoptera, Nymphalidae. Gene Ontology annotation, biological process: SCF-dependent proteasomal ubiquitin-dependent protein catabolic process. The transcript has 2 exons. Gene Ontology annotation, molecular function: cullin family protein binding. Gene Ontology annotation, cellular component: nucleus; cytoplasm.
UCAGUGUCUAAUCGUCGUCAAUCGUCAUUGUUGUCGCCGCAUUUUCUCGUCUCGAGUUUUAAAUUCGUUUUUGUGGUCUGUGAUCCUAAUUUAUAUCAAAAUAGUAUUGAAUGGGAAAUUUUAUUUCCAUUUAUCAACCCUAAAUUUUGGGUAUAUACACAAUUCAGCUAUAAUUAUUCAUUUAGCCUUUGUUAUCGAAAAAGACUAAAAGAUGCCGAACAUUAAAUUGCAAUCGUCCGAUAAUGAGAUAUUUGACGUUGACGUGGAAAUCGCCAAAUGCUCAGUUACUAUAAAAACCAUGUUGGAGGACUUGGGAAUGGACGACGACGAGGAAGAAGUGGUUCCAUUGCCGAACGUGAAUUCAGCUAUAUUAAAGAAAGUUAUCCAGUGGGCUACUUUCCACAAAGAUGAUCCACCUCUACCGGAAGAUGACGAAAACAAAGAGAAGCGUACUGACGAUAUUUCUUCAUGGGAUGCAGAUUUCUUGAAAGUCGACCAGGGCACAUUGUUCGAGUUAAUUUUGGCUGCUAAUUAUUUAGAUAUUAAAGGAUUGUUGGAUGUCACGUGUAAGACUGUAGCUAACAUGAUAAAAGGAAAAACACCUGAGGAGAUUCGCAAAACAUUCAAUAUCAAAAAUGAUUUCACAGCAGCUGAAGAAGAGCAGGUGCGCAAAGAAAAUGAAUGGUGUGAAGAAAAAUAAUAGGUUAUAAUAAUUUACAUCUAACUACAGUAAUCAAAAUGUAUUAAUUUCUGCUUCUUUCAAACUAAAUCAGAAUUUAAGUAAUGUUCAUUUAGGUGUUAUUGACUGCAGCAUUGUUACUAUACAAUGGUAUAAAUGUACAAUAUUACAUUAUAUAGCAUUGUGUAUGUAUAUAUCAUCAGAUAGAUACUAAAUUUAUCCAUAAUUCUUGCAAUUUUGGUUAUUAUAUUAUAACAAACAAAGACAAACUUGGGGUCUGCAGAUUUCUUCAAUAUUCUAAAUUCCUUAUUAAUUAAAAAUGAGAGAGCAUUUUGUAGCUUUGUGUAUUUAUGGUAUCAUUUUGGUGUGUACAUUCUUUUAGUUAUAAUUAAAAUAUGUUAGUGAAUAAAGUAUUUUAUGUCAAAAAUAGAAAAACCAUUUCAUUUAUUCAGUAUUAAAUGGGUACUUGUCUCGAUGUUAGUCAAAUUUGUAAUUGUUUAAACAAUCUGACUGAACAUUAUUGAGAAAAAGGGAGUUAUGUAGCCAGCUAUAUGCUUGUAAGAUACAAAUUUAUGUUGUUGUUCACUCGUGCAAUAGCUUAUGGAUGGAUAUCUUGUAUUUCAUAAUUGAACAACUAAGUUCUCAAAUGUUUGCAUCAUCUGGUUAAUGUUUAAGACUAAUAAAAUUGAAAUGUUUGUUGUGCAUAGGAUUAUUGUUUUGUGUUCUAAGUAUUUUCUUUCUAGUUUAAAACAUUCCCUUUCAUUAGUUAUUGUUUUUUAUACUGAGGCAAAUAUAAACAACUAGGAAAUUUUCCUAACUAAAUUGAGGUCUAUAGUAAAUAAAAACAGCCCAUUAUUAUUGGUAAUAAACUUUAUUUGUUUCUAAAAGUGUAAAAGCUAACUAUACAAAUAAAUAAAAUUGAACUGUC